AUGUGGAUUUCGUGUUGCAGGCGACGUGUGGCAGUGCUUUGCACACUCGCGCUGUUGGCAUGUGCUAGCACCGCCAUCGGUGAAGAUAAUAACACAGCAGAGGGGCUGGAUAGGGAGUUAUCGGAUAUGGUAUUGACCACAGCAUUAGGCAAAAUACGCGGUACAUUAUUGCCCUCGCAAAUUGGACGUAAUUUUUAUGCUUUCCGUGGCAUACCCUAUGCCAAACCACCUGUUGGUGCACUACGCUUCAAGCCACCCGAACCAGUAGAUCAGUGGUUUGAUAUUUUCGAUGCAACUUUCGAUGGACCUCGCUGUCCACAGCCGGGUCUCUACAGUGACGAUGUUGCGGAGGACUGUUUGCGUGUCAACAUAUACACGCGUGAUUUGCCCACUGAGAAGGAUCCCAACGUGAAGAAGCCAGUUAUUGUUUUCAUACACCCGGGUGGAUUUUAUGCGCUCUCCGGACAAAGCAAGAAUUUUGCAGGUCCACAAUAUUUCAUGGAUCGCAAUAUUUUAUUAGUUACAUUCAACUAUCGCCUCGGUUCGCUGGGCUUUAUGAGUACGGGCACUGAAGACGCGUUGGGUAAUAUGGGCUUGAAAGAUCAGGUGAUGCUUAUGCGUUGGGUUAAACUGCAUAUAUCGCGUUUUGGUGGUGAUCCGAACUCUGUGACUUUGCUCGGUUACGGUGCGGGCGCAAUAAGUAUUACACUGCACAUGGUUUCGCCAAUGUCGCGAAAUCUCUUUCAUAAAGCAAUCGUUAUGAGUGGUUCUGUGACGGGCCAAUGGUUGUUGCCGGUAGAACAAUUGGGUUUGGCUGUGCGUCAAGCAGCUUUACUGCAUUGUACAACGGAAAAUUUAACGGAUAUGAUGAGCUGCUUGAAUUCGAAACAUUACCUCGAAUACGCCAACACUUUGCCGCACAUGUUCGAGUUUGGACGGAACAACCCGUUGAUACUGUGGAAACCUGUUAUCGAACCGGACUAUGGCCAGGAACGCUUUCUCGUAGAAGAUCCAGUGCGAUCUUUUCAAAAUGGUAACUUCAUGAAAAUCCCCAUAAUAACGGGCAUGACAAAGGACGAGUUUGCUGGUCAGGCCAUCAGUAUUUUGGAGAAUCCACGCCUUCUAAAGACCAUGGCACACAAUUUCGAACAAAUAGCGCCAAUUUGUUUCCUCUACAGCGCUGAAAGUCCACGCUCGCAAAAUAUUAGUAUCGAAUUGAAGAAUGCUUACUUUGGUAAAGAAUCGUUGGAAUAUGCCGGCACACUACAGCCCAUGGUAGAGCUCUACUCUGAUGCCCUAACGGGGUUUGGCGUACAUCGUUUCGUACAUUUGGCGGCGCGUUCAACCAAAGUCUAUUACUAUCGCUUCAGCUAUCAAGGACAGCGCAGCCAUAUUUACUAUCCGACAAAUAAACCUUAUGGUGUUGUCCAUCAUGAUGAUCUUAUGUAUCUCUUUGUGGAACCAUCUGUUAGUCGCAUGUUCACCGAGGAUGAUCCGGAGUACAAAAUUGUCGAUAAGCUAACAAGAAUGUUCACAGCCUUCGCUUACAAGGGUGAUCCCAAUAAGCAGAGUGAUGACAAACUGCGCGACAUACGUUGGCGUGCUUUUAGCUUCAAACGUCAACAUUAUUUGGAUAUUGGCGAAGAAAUUGUGCUACGUGAGGGUCUCAAUAUGCGCCGCUAUGAUGUUUGGAAGCGCUUGUUUCCAUUAAAUUGGAAGCGUCAGAGCAAACAUGAUCUUUUGGAUUAUGAGUAAAGUGUUUAACCGCAUUGGAAAAGAG
Molecule: messenger RNA, 1780 nt
Organism: Ceratitis capitata (Mediterranean fruit fly)
Lineage: Eukaryota; Metazoa; Arthropoda; Insecta; Diptera; Tephritidae
Product: venom carboxylesterase-6-like
Exons: 6
Coding region: 1-1755 (584 amino acids)
Source: RefSeq, marked validated